Penicillium alfredii is the source of this 609-nucleotide messenger RNA. RefSeq lists its product as uncharacterized. Lineage: Eukaryota; Fungi; Ascomycota; Eurotiomycetes; Eurotiales; Aspergillaceae. Bases 1 to 609 code for a protein of 202 amino acids. The transcript has 3 exons. The record is from RefSeq and is a predicted model, not a curated record.
AUGUCUCAGCUGUCAUUUCCUGAGUUGGAGGCAGCAGCUGGCUCCGUUAUUGGAAUCCUUCAAACCAUGCCAGAAUUCUCGAGUGCCAAGAUUGCCGUGAUAGGGGGCUUAGGUCUCUGGAAAUACCUCCGAACCUAUCGCACCACAGAGGACGUCGACUUCCUCAUAACUGUCCAGGGGGCUCCUCAGGCAGUUAAAGAUAAGCUGCUUGCUAUGCCAUCCUCCCCAUUCCAACAACAGGCUCAGCUAUUUGUCUACAAAUCGUCAAAUGGCAAAUCAAUUCAGAUUGACAUCACUCCUGAUUGGCAGUCACCUUAUGUUCCAUCGGCAGCACUGCCAGUAUCGGCGGUUCGACGAAAUGCUCUUCCAUAUAUCUCCGAACUUGAUCUGCUCGUAUUUAAGAUCAAUAGUUGCGGAUUACGACCCACGGCGGGGAAAAAGAUUCGUGAUGCAAAUGACGCCGUGGAAGUGACGGAACAUCUUAGCUCCAAAGGGCCUAUUGUUUUGUCAUCUUUCCAGAAGAAUGCUGUGCUUCAAGGCCUGAAUGAUGCUAUUCAAUUGUCUGGCCAUGACAGAGCAUGGUGGAUGGCGAAGCUGGGGCUGAAAUAA